AUGGCUCGGGAUGCAAAGAAGGGUGCGCCGAAGAAGCAGACUGAGAUGGAGAAGAUGGAGGCUGAGAUGAUCGCCAUGCGCGAGGACACGAACCUUGCCGGCGGCUCGCUGUUGCCGUGGAUUCAUUGGGUCGGCAUGCAGAUCAUGUCUAAAUCGUUUUACGGCCAGUUGUUCUGGGGAAUGGUCUUGUUAUUCCUGCUCUGCAGAUGGUGGUGGUCCAUCAUAGUGACGCUGAUCGCGGGGCUCCUCAGCUAUCUGGCAAGUUUCAAGAGGCCGCCACGGCCUGCGGGCAUACCUUCCGCACCCCUUAGCGUUGACGUGAUGCUGGGGCGCGCCAUCCAGGUAUCGACCGAUGUGCCUGGGCUGCAUAGCAAUAACAACGUGACCAUUACAACGUUUCGCGGCACGUACAUCCUGGCGUACCGGCAGUCGGACGUGCACUUCCCCUCCGGCAAGACGCGGCUCGUAUUAGCACAUUCCAAGGACCUGAACGAUUGGUCCGUCGAGUGGACAUACACGAACGGCUGCGACCUGCGGGAGAUGCUGCUCUUCGAGAUCCGAGGGAAGCUGAUGCUAUACUUCUUCUCCCUCAAGCCCGCGCACGGGCAGUUCAAGCCGCUCCACGUCUUCUACACGACGUCGGGCGACGGCCGCAAGUGGGCGGAGCCUCAGGAG
Molecule: messenger RNA, 675 nt
Organism: Prorocentrum cordatum
Lineage: Eukaryota; Dinophyceae; Prorocentrales; Prorocentraceae
Source: the annotation of a GenBank genome assembly